Vigna radiata var. radiata (mung bean) is the source of this 1223-nucleotide messenger RNA. RefSeq names its product putative F-box protein PP2-B12. The transcript has 3 exons. The coding region runs from base 24 to 992 and encodes 322 amino acids. Gene Ontology annotation, molecular function: protein binding. Lineage: Eukaryota; Viridiplantae; Streptophyta; Magnoliopsida; Fabales; Fabaceae. The record is from RefSeq and is a predicted model, not a curated record.
ACAUCCAUCCUCAUCUUGUUACAAUGGCCGAAGAAUUCAACAACCUUCCCGAAGGUUGCAUUGCCACUAUUCUCUCCUUAACAUCUCCGAGGGAUGCUUGCAGGCUUUCUCUCGUUUCAUCCACUUUCCAAUCCGCCGCUGAAUCCGACGCUGUCUGGCACAAGUUUCUGCCUUCCGAUUUCCACACCCUCCUUUCCCAAUUUCCCUCCUCAUCUUUCCCUUCCAAGAAACACCUCUAUCUCCACCUCUGCCAGAAUCCCCUCCUCAUUGAUAAUGGCAAAAAGAGCUUUCAACUAGAUAAAAUGUACGGAAAAAAAUGCUACAUGUUAUCAGCCAGAACUCUCUUCAUUGUAUGGGGAGAUACUCCCAGGUAUUGGGCUUGGACUUCUCUACCAGAUGCCAGGUUUUCUGAGGUGGCUGAGCUUGUGAGCGUGUGUUGGUUGGAAAUUCGGGGCUGGAUAAACACUGGCAUGCUGUCCCCCAAGACACUAUAUGGGGCAUACCUUGUGUUCAGGCCAAGCCCUGCAGGAAUCUACGGGUUCGAUUACCAGUCAGUUGAAGUGUCUAUUAGAGUUGCUGGAGGUGAAGUUUCCAAGCGAAUCGUUUACUUGGAUGCUGAAAGAGGACGCAGGCUAAGGUACCAGAUUGUUCCUCGUCGCAUAUUCAAUCGUGCACGUUUUCUUACCGGAUUUGAGGCACCCCCAGCAGAACAUAACAGCAAUAACAAUAGUAACAACAACAGAAACAACAACAGUUUUGAUUUUCAGUAUCCAAACAUCAACAAUAACAACAGGAACAACAACAGUUUUGAUCUUCAGUAUCCAAAGGAAAGAGGAGAUGGGUGGAUGGAGGUGGAAUUGGGAGAUUUCUUUAACGAUGGGGAAGAUGACAAGGAAGUGGAAAUGGGUGUCUGUGAGAUCAAGAGUGGUGAUUGGAAGGGUGGCCUUAUUGUUCAAGGAAUCGAAAUAAGGCCUAAAACAGUACUCCAUUAGUUAAGUCUCUGUUCAUGUUUUGCUUCUCGUACAAAUGUUCUCUUCGAUUGUGUUCAAUUUUGAAGCUUCCAUAGGUAAACCAAAUUGUUGCCAUGCUAAUGAAUUGUUUGAACUCGAUUUGGGGAUUUCUUUGUUCCUUAUGUCCUGCUACACUGAUUUAUGUUUAUCUUGUAAAACAUUUUAUACUUCAGUUGUCAAUAUUAAUAUCAAAUAGGUAAGAUUUUGUCAGAA